CUUUGAGUGGAGCAUUUACACAUCUUCACUAAAGGAAAAAACACUCAUCCAGCCUCCCAACAACACCGACAACAGCUCCUUCCUUUCAACAACAACUUUACCGGCUCGUACCACAGGAUGAAACCGCCAUACCGAUGAGGAAGAUGAAGCUUUACCGAUGAGGAAGGCGUCGGGAGAAUAAACCAGGAACUUGGAGGAGGGGGUUUUGUUUUUAGCCCAGUUAUGGACAGCUUCUUCAAGGCAGCAGUAUGUGAUCUGGACAAGCUGCUCGAUGACUUUGAGCUGAAUACCGAGGAGCAUGAAUGCAAAUCGGUGUUCCUGAAGCCGUCGUCGUACCCCUUCUCCUCUCUCGGCCCUCAGUGUUUACCCUCCGAGGGGUCGACCGUCCCUCCGAACCUCCCCGACCUGAACUCUCUCCAUUAUGGUUCUGCCACCGGCUGCGUCGACGGCUCGGCCGCUCACAACCGCGGCGGUGGCGGCGGCUCCGACAAUGACAGAGACCUCAAAGCUCAGCCGCUCACCGGAGUCGACCUCCUCUCCUCUGUCGAUCGCCGGGCCACCAAAAGCUCGGCGCCCCCCUGCCCCGAUCGGGCUCUGAAGCCGGUGUGCGACCUGGUGAAUGACACCAGCUCGGCCAUCUUGGUCCGAGCAAACAGCCACGAUGCUUUCGGCGAGCUGGACGCGGCGGAGAAGCAGAUGGAGGAGCAGGAGCAGCAAGAGGAGGAGGUGGAGGAGGAAAAGGAGGAGCUGCUCGUCGACUUCAGCAGUCCAGUAGCGACGGCACGUGGAGAGGAGAGAGGUGGGCUCGGCCAAAACAGCAACAACGGCAGCUGCAGAGACGGCAAAGAGGAGCAACCGUGCGCAGGGGUCGGCGGAUACUCGUCCUCGCUCUGCCUGCUGGACGUUAUUCUCCCCGCUGCCGUGGAGACGGGCUGCGAGUCCACAACAGAUGAGUCACCGUCGCUACACAACACUGAGCCGGCUGACGCACAGGAGAGGGAUUGUUGUGAGGAGGUGGCUCGCAUAAACCAAGCAGUGGAAUGCACAGAAGCUGCAACAAGCUCAGAGACUAAAGAGGAUGAGUCAGAAGUGACCGUAGAUGAAUGUGAGGGGGAGUCGGUGAACGCAGUGGCCUCGGAGCGAGAACCGGUGGGGCUGUCGUGCCUUCCCAUCGCCGUGUCCAUGUGUGGAGCUCUGGUGAGUCCAAACGCAGAAGAUGAGUCGGGGGACGCGGCAGAGCAGUCGGAAGAGGCGGAGGCAGACUCCCUGGCGGCGCUGGAAGCCAGGGAGGCGAGGACCGGUUUAGAUGAAGCGGCCGAAUCGGUUCUCGCAGGAGGCCGUCUGUCACCAGAGGGGCAGCAUCUCCCUCCCGAACCCGCCGCCGUCGUCGCUGUCCCUCUCCUCCCCUCCGCCGACCUCCCCUCCUCGUCCGACCGCUCCGAGCCGAGCCCGGUCGACCCUCCCGAGUUUGGCUUCGAGUACCUGCCGGAGAGCGACCAGGCGGAGCUGCUGGUCACGGACGAGGAGCUGGACGCCUUCCUGCAGGCACACACGGAGGCGGAGCAAGGCCGAGGGAUCUCCUGCUCGCGAUCCAACGGGGGUCUGGAGGACGAGCAGAUGAGGAUUUGCAGUCUGGCCUCUCCAGAAAGCGACAGAACAAUGUGUGUUUCAGCGGAGGGGCGUUUGAACCCCGACGCUCCGUCAUUAUCGCAGGACUCUUGUCAGGAAGAACCGGAAGUCUCCAACAACUCUACAACCAGCAACACUUUCCAGCCCCAGUACAGCGGAGGAGCGAGACCUAAACAGCUACACUGCCAAACUGCAAGAUCUCCGCCAGCAGGGGAGGAAGAGGAGGAGGAGGAAGAGGAGGAGGAGGAGCGGGCCGGGCCGAGCACGGCGGAGGAUGAAGACAUUUCUCCGACGAGCUCCGGUCCGGUAGAAGAGCGUUCCGGCGUGAGCCCGACGUACGGAGCUCAGGAGCAUCAGGAGUACAGCGUGGGCUACGACGAGCUGUCCGAGCCCCCGCCGUACCCCGGGGAGUCGCCCACGGACGGAGCCAGGGCGGUGAACUGGAAGAGGGAGGGAGGGGGGGCGGAGGAGCCGGGGUGCAGGCAGCCAGCUUGGGUCCCCGACUCGGAAGCUCCGAACUGUAUGAACUGCUACCAGAGGUUCACGUUUACCAAGAGGAGGCAUCACUGUCGAGCCUGCGGGAAGGAACUCAUCAGCAGGGAAGUUCUGGAGGAGCUGGACAACGUGACGUUCACCAGCAGUUUCCUGGGCAGCAAGGAUCACGCCGGUGUGCUGUUCUUCUCUCCCAGCUGUCAGCCUCUGGACGGCCUCACGCUCCCCUCGCAUCACUUCCUGUUCGGCCUGCUCAUCCAGAAGCUGGAGGUUCCCUGGGCCAAAGUGUUUCCUCUCCGGCUGCUGCUGCGGCUCGGAGCUGAAUACAGUGUGUAUCCCACUCCGGUGGUUAGUAUCCGUUUUCGGGAGUCUGUGUAUCGAGAGACGGGACACACCAUCAUGAAUUUACUGGCUGAUCUGAGGAACUACCAGUACAGUCUGUCAGUGGUGGAAGGUCUGAGGAUCCACAUGGAGAUGGGACACAGCUACAUCGAUAUUCCCAAAUGUAGCUUCAACGAGAUGCAGAAGGUUGUGAACUCCUCCAACGAGCACGUGAUCAGCAUCGGAGCGAGGUUCAGCAGCGAGGCGGACUCUCAUCUGGUGUGUUUCCAGAACGAAGACGGAAACUAUCAGACGCAGGCCAACAGCAAGCCGGGAAAGACACGCACAGUGACUGGAGCCAGCUUCGUGGUGUUCAACGGAGCGCUCAAAGCCUCGUCAGGGUUCAUUGCCAAGUCCAGUAUAGUUGAAGACGGGUUGAUGGUUCAAAUCCCUCCGGAGACGAUGGAGUCGCUCCGCGCUGCGCUGAGGGAGCAGACAGACUUCAACAUUCCCUGCGGCAGGAACGACGGAGGAGAAGUGAGAGAGAACGUCACUGUACGCUGGGUCGACUGGAGCUCACCUGUCAACACGGGUCGAAGCAGCGCGGUGGACGGGAAACCUCUGGAUGGAGUCCGCAGUGUGAGGAUGCAGCAGGACGCAGAGUUUGAGGUGGACGGACGCACCAUUCAAUGCACUGAGGUGUUUUACCAGCCGAAGAGUCCAGACUGCAGCUUGGCGUCGGUGCUUCAGUCCUGCCUGGUGUUUCAGAAGGAGAUCGCUCUGGCAGCCUGCAGCGCUCUGACGCCUCACCUCGCCGUGCUCACCUGCAGCGGCAUCAACUCCCUCUCACUGCGUGUCUCCACACAGGCCGACAUGGUGGAGUACCAGGCCGGCUCCGGAGGCCGUCUCCUCCCUCAGCGCUACAUGAACGAGCUGGACAGCGCUCUGAUCCCCGUCAUCCACGGAGGAAGCGCCAGCGUGCCGCAGACUGCCAUGGACAUGGAGUUCGUCUUCUACAUCACACACACCAUCUAAACUCACACGCAGACCGGCCACACACACUCGAAGUUCAAACUUAAAAAAAAAAAAAGAGAGACCCGCCAAAAAAAAAAAACGGAGGAGAAGCUGUGGUAUUAGCGGGACGAUGCUAACGUAGCAGCUAACCGGAGAGGACGAGUAGCUGCCGGAGAAACAUUCCCACUCUGGGAGGGAAUAUCCUAACUCUUUUUUUUUUUGUUUUUUUUGUUUUUGUUGUUGUCGGAUUUUUUUUUUUUUUGGAAGGAUAUAAACUGAUUAAAAUAUUUGGUUUUCAGUGGAGGAACCAUUGUAUGUUUGUUGCGUUUCGUGCUCACCAAAGCUGCUUUAAUCCAAGAAGCCAAACACUAAAAAAAAAAAAAAACAAGGAAAACGACAAACACGACCAAAUACAACCAAACUAUUCAAAACUAAACCAACGUUGUUUCUUCUUCUUCUUCUUCUUCUUCUUCUCGCUCUGCCUUCCAGGCUUCCUCGCUGGCUCUUCCCCCGUCAGCUCGGGACGCACCUCGAUGAAUGUUUCCCCCCCUAAACACACACACACACACACACACACACACACACACACACACACACACACACAGGACGCUCUUUAUCAACAUGUGUCUCAUUUGGAUGUAUUUAUUAUGUUUCAACACGAGCGAAAUGAUUGAAAAAAGAGAGAGAAAUUGGAGCUGAGGUUGGAUUCAGAGGUGAUGCAUUAUAAUAUGAUCAGGUGCUAACGAUAUUAGCCGCUUAGCUUUGUUCUGUUUUCUUUUAAACACACCGCAGGGAUGAAAAGUAGUGACAUCAUCUCAUUUCAUCUCUUGGUACUAUGCUCUCAUCUCA
Messenger RNA from Scomber japonicus (chub mackerel), 4305 nucleotides. It is a transcript of the gene zfyve16, whose product is annotated as zinc finger, FYVE domain containing 16. The coding region runs from base 223 to 3477 and encodes 1084 amino acids. Gene Ontology annotation, cellular component: early endosome membrane. The record is from RefSeq and is a predicted model, not a curated record. Gene Ontology annotation, molecular function: metal ion binding. The transcript has 14 exons. Gene Ontology annotation, biological process: endosomal transport. NCBI's taxonomy places the organism in Eukaryota, Metazoa, Chordata, Actinopteri, Scombriformes, Scombridae.